Gastrolobium bilobum is the source of this 1634-nucleotide messenger RNA. Its product is annotated as protein ALP1-like. The record is from RefSeq and is a predicted model, not a curated record. Lineage: Eukaryota; Viridiplantae; Streptophyta; Magnoliopsida; Fabales; Fabaceae. The transcript has a single exon. The coding region runs from base 9 to 1487 and encodes 492 amino acids.
GUUCACACAUGGAAAUUACUCCCGUCACAUUUUUCAGCCAAGAAGAUUACUCUCAUUUCUAUAACACGUUACCAGACAUGGAUUUCAACAACAACAACAACAAUAACAAGAAGCGAAAAGAUAGUAACAACUUGAAGGAUAUACUUGCUUCUCUGAUUCUGUUAGAGGACGAAGAGAAACAAGAGCAACAAAACAGUGUUGUUGAGUCAGAACAACAACGAACCAUGUUCGAUGCCAAUUAUGACCACCAGGCUCGAACCAUGAACCACUACAUGGCUCAAUUCCAAACCCAUUAUAAUGAAUUGGACCAGCUCGGUCAUAAUAAAGCCAAGAGGGUUCGUCGUUCUGCUCUUAAUGCUGCUGCUGCUGCGGGUUCGGGUUUAAAUGAGACCGGUUCAAUUCAACCGGGUUCGUCUGUUCAGCAACACCGAAGGCUUUGGGUUAAGGACCGGUCCAAGGACUGGUGGGAGCGGUGCAGCCGGAACGACUUCCCGGAGGAGGAGUUCCGGCGGUGGUUCCGAAUGAGCAAGGGAACAUUCGACAUGAUCUGCGACGAGCUCGAUUCGGUGGUGACGAAGAAGAACACGAUGCUACGCGAUGCCAUCCCGGUUCGCCAGCGUGUCGCGGUUUGCAUAUGGCGGCUCGCCACCGGUGACCCGCUCCGGCUCGUGUCGAAGCGGUUCGGUUUAGGAAUCUCCACGUGUCACAAGCUCGUUCUAGAGGUUUGUGCCGCCAUAAAAACAGUUCUGAUGCCGAAGUUUCUUCAUUGGCCUAACGAGGAGGAGAUGAAGGGUAUAAAAGAAGAGUUCGAGGGCAUUUCGGGAAUACCAAAUGUUGGUGGUUCAAUGUACACGACACAUGUUCCAAUCAUUGCACCAAAGAUAAGUGUUUCUGCUUAUUUCAACAAACGACACACUGAGAGGAACCAGAAGACUUGUUACUCUAUAACAGUUCAAGGGGUGGUUGAUCCCAAAGGGGUUUUCUCCGAUGUGUGUAUUGGUUGGCCUGGUUCAUUACCUGAUGAUCAAGUUUUGGAGAAGAGUGCUUUGUAUCAGAGAGGUUAUGGUGGUAGUUUGAAGGAUGUUUGGAUUGUUGGGAAUUCUGGGCACCCUCUUAUGGAUUGGGUUUUGGUUCCUUACACACACCAGAACCUUACUUGGACUCAACAUGCUUUCAAUGAGAAAGUUGGGGACAUUCAGAGGGUUGCAAAGGAAGCCUUUUCUAGAUUGAAAGGCAGGUGGGGUUGUUUGCAGAAGAGAACAGAGGUUAAGCUUCAGGACUUGCCUGUUGUUCUUGGUGCUUGUUGUGUUCUGCAUAAUAUUUGUGAGAUGAGGAAUGAGGUUAUGGAUCCUCAAUGGAGUUUUGAUCUUUUUGAUGAUGAGAUGGUAGCUGAGAACAAUGUGCGUUCUGAGAAUUCCAUGGUGGCUAGAGAUCAUAUAGCUCACUAUUUGUUACACCAUGGUCGUGCUGGCACUAGUUUUGUGUAGUUUUUUUAAUCUUUGUUUACUCUAAUUCUGUCAAUUCUUUUGGCUAUGUUUUGUUGUAAUGUAGUCACAUUAGAAAUAAGACCUUCAUAUAUAGUUAAAUUAAAUGGGUGUGUGUGUGUGUGUGUGUGUAAGUUGUAUAGAGAUUUU